AUGGCUGGAGAUUUCAAUGAGAUUCUCAGCAACUCAGACAAGUCUAGUGGGGUUCCAAGGGCUGCUGCACCCAUGCUGCGUUUCAGGCAAAUGAUGACACACAGUGGUUUGUUUGAUAUGGGCUAUGUCGGAAGCCAGUUUACAUGGUCGAAUAGGCAUACCAAAGAAAGGUUGGAUCGGGGUUUCCAAACCCUUCAAUGGAGGACAUGUUUCCCGUACAGCAGAGUACUCACUCUGCCCCCAUCUGAAUCUGAUCACUCCUCGCUCUUGGUUGAAGUACAGAAAGAGUACGGCAGUAGGGGUAAACCCCCAAGGCGUUUCAGGUUCGAAGAGAUGUGGCAUGGCAAUGCACAAUGCCAAAGCAUCAUUCAGCAAGGUUGGGCUACACAACUUACUGGGAAUGCUCUACAACAGUUGGGGGAAAAAAUUAAGGUUACGGGGGAGCAACUCAUGCAAUGGCACAAGGUAGAGUUUGAGAAGCAGAAAGUAGAGAUGAGAACUGUGCAGGAGCAGCUAAAUGCUAUUAUGAGUGCACCCUACUCACCUGAACAGUAUGUGGAGCAGAGAUUGGUCCAUGUUAAGUACAGCCAGCUUUUGGCACAGCAAGAGACGUAUUGGAGACAGCGAGCUCGCACGCUAUGGCUAAAGGAUGGAGAUAGAAAUUCAGCCUACUUCCACCGUAAAGCUUCAAACCGAAGAAGCCACAAUCUCAUUAAAGGUCUUAUGAAUGAGCACGGUGUUUGGCAAGUAGAUCCGAACCAUGUUAAAGACAUUUUGUUGAAGUAUUACAAUAAUAUCUUCACAACAGAGGGCACCGCAGAAUAG
This is a messenger RNA of Rosa rugosa (rugosa rose), 825 nucleotides long. RefSeq lists its product as uncharacterized. The record is from RefSeq and is a predicted model, not a curated record. NCBI's taxonomy places the organism in Eukaryota, Viridiplantae, Streptophyta, Magnoliopsida, Rosales, Rosaceae. The coding region runs from base 1 to 825 and encodes 274 amino acids. The transcript has a single exon.